This is a messenger RNA of Rangifer tarandus platyrhynchus (Svalbard reindeer), 1662 nucleotides long. The record is from the annotation of a GenBank genome assembly. Lineage: Eukaryota; Metazoa; Chordata; Mammalia; Artiodactyla; Cervidae.
AUGGUACCAGGCAACAAAACACAAAUUUCAGAAUUUAUUCUUCUGGGAUUUUCAGAGGAACCAGCACUGCAGCCCAUCAUAUUUGGGCUUUUCCUCUCCAUGUAUCUGAUCACUGUGGUUGGAAACCUGCUCAUCAUCCUGGCCGUCAACUCAGACCCCCAGCUCCACACCCCCAUGUACUUCUUCCUCUCCAACCUGUCCUUUGUAGACAUCUGCUUCACCUCCAUCACCAUCCCUAAGAUGCUGGUGAACAUACAAACACAAAGCAAAGUCAUUUCCUAUGAAGACUGCUUCACUCAGAUAUAUUUUUUCCUACUAUUUGUACAGUUGGAUGACUUCCUCCUGACUGUCAUGUCAUAUGACCGGUAUGUGGCCAUCUGUCACCCCCUGCACUACACAGUCAUCAUGAACCCUCGACUGUGUACACUGCUGGUACUGGUGUCCUGGAUGAUAGGAGCCCUAAAUUCCCUGUUACAAACUUUACUGGCCCUGCACCUGUCUUUCUGUACAGUCUUGGAAAUCCCCCACUUCUUCUGUGAAUUCAAAGAGGUGAUACAACUUGCCAGUUCUGAUACCUUUUUUAAUAACAUGAUGAUCUAUCUUGCAAUUUUCCUACUCGGUAGUGGUCCUUUUGCUGGGAUUGUUUACUCUUACUCUAAAAUAGUUUCCUGCAUAUGUAGAAUCUCAUCUGCUCAGGGGAAGUCUAAAGCAUUCUCCACCUGUGCAUCUCACCUCUCCAUUGUCUCCUUGUUCUAUUGUACGAGCCUAGGAUUGUACCUUAGCUCUGCUGCUACCCACAGCUCACAUUCAAGUGCAAUAGCCUCUGUGAUGUACACUGUGGUCACACCUAUGUUGAACCCCUUCAUCUAUAGUUUGAGGAACAACAACAUAAAGCAGGCUAUGACCACCACAAUAAAUCUAGUUAGCAUUUGUCAGCAUUCAUAUUACCUACAAGGCAUGGAACCACAAAAUAUUUCAGAAGUUUCAGAAUUUCUUCUCAUGGAAUUUUCAGAGGCACCUGAGCUGCAACCCCUCGUAUUUGGACUUUUUCUGUCCAUGUACCUGAUCACUGUGUUUGGAAACCUGCUUAUCAUCCUGGCUGUAAGCUCAGACUCCCACCUCCACACCCCCAUGUACUUCUUCCUCUCCAACCUGUCCUUUGUAGACAUCUGCUUCACUUCCACCACCAUCCCAAAGAUGCUGUGGAAUAUCCAGACACAGAACAAAUUGAUCACCUUUGAAGGCUGCAUCAUCCAAAUGUACUUUUACAUACUCUUUGCAAGUUUAGAUGAUUUUCUCCUUACUGUGAUGGCCUAUGACCGGUUUGUGGCCAUCUGUCACCCGUUGCACUACAUGGUCAUCAUGAACCCCCGACUCUGCGGUCUUCUGGUUCUGAUAUCUUGGAUAGUAGUUGUCUUUUUAUUUUAUUGCUCUGUCCUAGGAGUGCACCUUAACCCUGCCACUCCCCACAGUUCAAGUUCAGGUGCAGCAGCUUCAGUGAUGUACACGGUUGUCACACCCAUGCUGAACCCCUUUAUCUACAGUCUAAGGAAUAAAGACAUAAAGGGGGCUCUGAAGAGAUUCUAUGAAAUACUAGCUAUAAAAGGGCCAAUUGUCCUGGGGCUGAGGAAGUGUCAGUUAUUACAGCACUCAAAGCAUUAG